GUGAAGAUAUAACAGGUGGGAGGUGCCAUGGUCAGAGGAAAGAUGUGCGAAAAAAUAAUUUGAAGGCAUUCCUCAGCUUCGGCGCCCUCAUCUUUUGUACCUGACUUAUGCAAGAUGCAGCUAUUGUGAGAGAAAAAGCGUUUAGCGGAGAAGGACAACUGCAGAACGAGGCAGAGCAGCAGGAAGAGGAGGACAUUUGACAGAUAAAAAGAGGGAGCUCUGCAGCAGGAUCCCCACCGUGCCUGAGCACAGGACUGCGUGACUGGUCUGUGCAAGCAGAGGGAGAGAGGGAGGAGAGAGGAGAGAAGGGAGGAAGGUAGGAGAGAAAGAAGGGGGAGGGGAGGCAAUUCAGCGCAGUGCAAGCUGACUGGAUGAGUAGCAGCCGCGGCACAGGCAGCAGCAUCAGCACCACUAGCCGUAGCAUCUUUCUUUGUGGCUGCUGGAGGCUGUCUUGUGGCUGCUGUAGCAUCAACAUCAUCCCCACACACAUAAAUAUCUGGACACAAGCGCUCCAACAGCUUCCUUCAUACACACACAUGUCGUGGUGGCCACCGAGGAAGAGGUAGUAAGUGACGGGGCUCGGGGGACAGAGGGACACAGGAAGAGGAAACAGGGACGACCGGUGGUAGUGCGAGCCAGAAAAGGGCUGGAGCGACGGCGACUAGAGCAGCAGCAGCAGCAGUAGCAGCGGCACCAUGGCACAAGCCGCUAAGCAGCUCCGUAAGACCAAGGACCUCGCAGAGGCCGCCGCCCAGGAGCAGCGGGAGAAGGAGGAGGAAAAGAUAAAAAAGAGGAAUCGAUCCAGGGACCGCAGGCGCAAGGCGGAUGCAGCCACCAGCUUCCUGCGUGCAGCUCGUUCAGGGAACCUGGACAAGGCUCUGGAUCACUUGAAGAAUGGAAUCGACAUCAACACAGCCAAUCAAAAUGGUCUCAACGGGUUACACCUGGCCUCAAAAGAAGGUCACGUCAAAAUGGUCCUGGAGCUGCUACACGCUGGCAUUGAGCUGGAAGCCACCACCAAGAAAGGGAACACGGCUCUCCAUAUCGCAGCGCUGGCAGGCCAGGAGAAAGUGGUGGCGGAGCUUGUCAACUAUGGUGCCAAUGUUAAUGCGCAGUCACAUAAAGGGUUCAGUCCUCUCUACAUGGCAGCACAGGAGAAUCACUUAGAGGUGGUCAAGUUCCUUCUCGAGAACGGUGCCAAUCAGAGUCUCCCAACCGAGGAUGGCUUCACCCCCCUGGCAGUAGCCCUCCAGCAGGGUCACGAAAAUGUUGUGGCACUGCUUAUCAACUACGGCACGAAGGGUAAAGUCCGACUUCCGGCACUGCACAUCGCCGCACGAAACGACGACACACGUACCGCCGCAGUGCUCCUGCAGAACGAUCCCAACCCCGAUGUUCUCAGCAAGACUGGCUUCACACCUCUCCAUAUUGCAGCUCACUAUGAAAACAUGAGCGUAGCCCAGCUGCUGCUGAAUAGAGGAGCCAAUGUAAACUUCACCCCCAAGAACGGCAUCACACCCCUUCAUAUAGCCUCCAGGAGGGGCAAUGUGAUGAUGGUCAGACUACUGCUGGACAGAGGAGCACAGAUUGAUGCCAAAACUAAGGAUGAGCUGACUCCUCUCCACUGUGCAGCCAGGAAUGGCCAUGUUCGCAUCAUUGAGAUCCUGCUGGAACACGGUGCUCCCAUCCAGGCUAAAACCAAGAACGGUCUGUCCCCCAUCCACAUGGCAGCUCAGGGGGAUCACAUGGACUGUGUCAGGCAGCUACUGCAGUACAACGCAGAGAUUGAUGAUAUCACGCUGGACCAUUUAACCCCUCUUCAUGUAGCAGCCCACUGUGGUCACCAUCGGAUGGCCAAAGUCCUACUGGACAAGGGGGCCAAAGCCAAUGCACGAGCUCUGAAUGGCUUUACACCUCUCCAUAUUGCUUGCAAGAAGAACCACAUGCGGUCCAUGGACCUGCUACUUAAGCACUCUGCUUCCCUAGAAGCUGUCACAGAGUCUGGUCUCACUCCUCUUCAUGUAGCAGCAUUCAUGGGCCAUCUGAAUAUUGUGAAAAACCUGCUCCAGAGAGGAGCUUCACCUAAUGCUUCCAAUGUGAAAGUGGAGACUCCCCUCCACAUGGCGUCCAGAGCAGGACACUGUGAAGUUGCUCAGUUCCUGCUGCAGAACGCAGCACAAGCAGACGCCAAGGCUAAGGACGACCAGACACCUCUACACUGUGCGGCCCGCAUGGGCCACAAGGACCUUGUAAAGAUGCUCCUGGAGCACAAGGCCAACCCCGACUCGGCUACAACCGCAGGCCACACGCCCUUACACAUUUCUGCACGUGAAGGGCAUGUCCACACUAUUCGAAUCUUGUUGGAUGCUGGGGCACAGCAGACCAAGAUGACAAAGAAAGGCUUCACUCCCCUCCAUGUGGCCUCUAAAUAUGGGAAGGUGGACGUGGCUGAGCUCCUACUGGAGAGAGGAGCCAACCCAAAUGCAGCUGGGAAGAACGGUCUGACACCCCUUCAUGUGGCCGUCCAUCACAACAACCUGGAUGUUGUUAGGCUCCUGGUCAGCAAGGGAGGAUCUGCACACAGCACUGCCCGAAACGGCUACACUCCUCUGCACAUAGCUGCCAAGCAGAACCAGAUGGAGGUGGCCAGUUGUCUUCUGCAGAAUGGGGCAACACCCAAUUCCGAAUCUCUCCAAGGCAUCACGCCCCUGCACCUGGCCUCACAGGAGGGGCGGCCCGACAUGGUGGCCCUGCUCAUCUCCAAACAGGCCAACGUAAAUCUGGGAAACAAGAAUGGGUUGACCCCUCUGCAUCUUGUGGCUCAGGAAGGUCAUGUGGGAAUCGCUGACACACUGGUCAAACAAGGAGCUUCCGUUUAUGCUGCUUCACGGAUGGGCUACACACCCCUUCAUGUGGCCUGUCACUAUGGCAACAUCAAGAUGGUGAAGUUCCUCCUGCAGCAGCAGGCUCAAGUGAAUAGCAAGACAAGGAUGGGCUACACCCCUCUGCACCAGGCAGCUCAGCAGGGCCAUACUGAUAUUGUCACCCUGUUGCUGAAACACGGAGCCCAGCCCAAUGAGAUUACUUCAAAUGGGACAUCUCCCCUGGGCAUUGCCAAGCGGCUGGGUUACAUCUCUGUCAUUGAUGUGCUCAAACUGGUUACCGAGGAGUCCGUCUCUGCGAUCACUACAGAGAAGCAUCGGAUGAGUUUCCCUGAGACCGUUGAUGAGAUUUUGGAUGUUUCGGAGGAUGAAGGGGUUGCCCAGCUAACGUUAGGAGACGAGUUGCUCGGGAUGGAUGGAGCACGCUAUUUGAAGCUCGAUGACUUUAAGGACCAAGACGAUGACUUCCUCUCCCCGAAGAAAACCCUUAGAGACUUUGAAGGUGGCAUGGGUACCACGCCGUAUUCUCCUGCUAUUCCCAGGAUCCCUUGUGUGUCCCCAGAGACUGUACUGCUGGAUCAGCACACCCCGGUCCCCCUGCCAAAGGAAUAUGAUGAAGACUCUCUUAUCCCGAGCAGUCCGGCUACAGAGACAUCAGACAACGUCAGCCCCGUGGCGAGCCCUAUCCACACUGGCUUCCUGGUGAGUUUCAUGGUGGAUGCUCGAGGAGGCUCCAUGCGAGGCAGCAGACACCAUGGCCUGCGAGUUAUCAUCCCUCCUCGAACCUGCACUGCGCCAACACGCAUUACCUGCCGUCUGGUCAAGCCUCAGAAGCUGACCACACCUCCUCCGCUGGUGGAAGGGGAGGGGCUUGCUAGCCGUAUCAUCUCCCUAGGGCCAUCAAGUAUGCAGUUUCUUGGGCCAGUAAUAGUAGAAAUCCCCCACUUUGCCUCACUGGGCCGAGGGGACCGAGAGCUUGUGGUCCUCCGCAGCGAAAAUGGCUCAAUCUGGAAGGAACAUCGCAAUCGCUAUGGUGACGAAGUGCUGGAAACUAUUCUGAAUGGCAUGGAUGAAGACCUGGAGAGUCAAGACGAGCUUGAGAAGAAGAGAAUCCGUCGGAUCAUCUCCACUGACUUCCCUCUUUACUUCGCCGUGGUCUCCCGCAUUCAGCAGGAGAGCGAUCUGAUCGGUCCAGAGGGCGGCCGGUUGACCAGUAAGCUGGUUCCCCAUGUCGAGGCCAUCUUCCCUGAGACGGCCGUCACCAAGAGAGUGAGACUGGGACUGCAGGCGCAGCCAAUCCCUGAUGAACUGCUGACGCGGCAGCUCGGUAACCAGGCGACCUUCAGCCCAGUGGUUACCAUAGAGCCACGCCGACGCAAAUUUCACCGUCCAAUCGGGUUGCGCAUCCCUCUGCCACCAUCAUGGCGGGAGAGUCCUCGGGAUGCUGGGGAGGGUGACACCACCAGCUUGCGCCUCCUCUGCAGUGUCAUUGGUGGCACAGCUCCAGCUCAGUGGGAGGACAUCACUGGAACCACCAAGCUGAUGUACGCCCACAACUGUGCCAACUUUACCACCAAUGUCUCCGCAAGAUUCUGGCUGGCAGACUGUCCACGCACAGCAGAGGCAGUGACCUUUGCCAAUUUGCUGUACCGGGAGCUGAUGGCUGUCCCAUACAUGGCCAAGUUUGUUAUUUUUGCAAAGAUGAAUGAAGCACGAGAGGGGCGCUUGCGUUGUUACUGCAUGACAGACGACAAGAUGGACAAAACACUGGAGCUGCAUGAAAACUUCACCGAAGUGGCCCGAAGUCGAGACAUCGAGCUGAUGGAGGGCAUGCCGCUGCACCUGGAGUGUUCUGGGAACCUCGUGCCCAUCAGGAAGGCCACGCAGCAGCCUCGCAGCUUCAGCUUCCAGGCCUUCAGAGAUAACAGGCUGCCCGUCUCUGUCAAGGUCAGAGAUAGUAACAAGGAUGCCACUGGGUUUUUGUCCUUUCUGCGGAAGUGCACCAAGUACGAGGACACACAACACGUACUGUGUAACCUAAACAUAACCAUGCCACCCUGUGUCAAGGUUGUUGGAAGUGAGGAGCGCAGACGAACCUUAACCCCCCUCGCCCUGAGGGAACGCUACAGCGCACUGAACGAGCCUGGUGUGGCCACAGUGAAUGCCAUGGAGAGGACUGAGAUCAAGAUCAACAUCAUAUCUGAGCAGCUUGGUUUGAGCUGGGCAGAGUUGGCACGUGAGCUACAGUUUGGUGUGGACGACAUCAACAGGAUUCGUGUGGAGAAUCCCAACUCCCUGCUGGACCAAAGCUCCACCCUGCUCAACCUGUGGGCCAGCAGAGAAGGCAAAAGGGCCAAGAUGGAGAGUCUGUACACUGCUCUGAGAAAUAUAGAUCGAGCAGACAUUGUCACAUCUCUGGAGGGUCAGGCUCCACAGCCAGCGCCCGGUUCAUUAGAGGAGGGUGCCUGUCGAAUUAGCGACCGCGACUCCACCCUGCUGUCCCCCAGUGUCCUCAAUGAGGUCACGGACACAAGGCCACCGCGCCUAGUGCACAAGCCACGAGUUAUUAGACCCCCGUUUUUCAGAAGGGGUUAUGGGCUGGUGCAGGAGGAGCUGCUGUCCCCGGCCUCCAUGCAGUACAGCUUACCCUCCCCGCUGGGCGCAGAGCCCUACUGGCAGGAAGUCUCCAGCCUUGAGUGCGCCCCCAUCGCCACCACCGAGGAAGACACAUUAAUGGAGAUGUCGGAUGUUCAGGUGUGGCCGGCAGGGGUCAGCCCCUCGUUGGUCACGGUGGAGGACUCGUCACUGGAGGGCAGCAGUCGGGCUGACGACUCAGAGGGCGCCACGCUCUCCCUUCCCUGCAGCUUGGGUCGCCCAAGCAGCGGAGCCAGCGGGGCCAGUGGCUCCAUCAUGGAGUUGGAAGAGGAGGAGGAGGAGGAGGAGGAAGGGGAGGUUGAGGAGGAGGAGGCGCCACAGGAGCCAGCAACUUUACUGGCAGAACGGGACAGGGUGAGGGCCAGUGGCGCCGUUCCUAAGGUCAACCUAAACGGCCAGCUGGGAGGUCAGAGGUUGGAUGGAAGGAGAGGGGAGGUCCUGGCAGCAGGAGGGGCAAAAGGAGGAGGUGGAGGUAUAGGGUUGGGUUCAGUGGAAGGGAUUUCUGUUGUUACAGGCCAGCAGGUGUACGCCCAGCGGUGCGAGAUAUCGGGACCGAGUCGGGCUCCAGAGCACAACGGAGAUAACCGGGUGGUAGGAGGCGGAGCUUUUCAACCCUACUUACCAGAUAAGGACUCCCUGCAAGGCUGGGUGGGCUCGGUGUCAUCAGGACGCGACGGCAGCGUGCCAGGCUUGCGCGUGGCCCAGGAGGCUCUGCUGACUCCGAGAGAGGAGAAAGAGGACUAUGCUACUGAGGCGCAGUUUGUUGAUGAACACGGAUGCGUGCUCACCAGGAAGGACCGGAAAGCCACUGCCAAAUCAUCCUCCACAAAAACACAACAAGGCCGGCGAGGAAAAUGAGCAAGGACGGAGACAAAGACAAAGACUAAGAAGUGCAAACUACAAAAUGACAAACACAAAAUCAUCCUCUACGUGUGACUAUGGAGCACCACAUGAGAGAAGAGACAGAGGAAAAGAAAAAACAAAACAAAACAAGAGGAGUUCAACUUGUAGUUUUAUAACAUUUGUAAAGAAAAAUAUCAACUAGACUUAAGGCAUGAUUCUUCUUCUUUUUUUUUUUUUACAAAAAAACAACAUAAAUGUCAGUAAAACAACCAAGAAAAAAAAGCAACAAGAAGUGCUUCCUGUGAACUGUAAUCGCAUGAUGACUGCUGGUGCAUGCCCUUUGACCUUUUGAACUGUCAUUAUCUACAAACUGAAGGGGUACAAGGUACGGGGCUGGCCCACGCUUGGGCCUCAGGCCAUUUUAAGGACCUAUUCCCCCCGACUGGAGUGGUUUGUGUCAGCGAGUUGAGUCCAAUAUCACUACAGCCAAAAAAAAAAAAAAAAAGAGUCCCUCAACGGAUGGUUCUGUAAACAGCUAAGCUUCUGCUGAGCCUACCAAUGCUUCUUUCACCGAACCCUUUCCCCUACUAUUCUCAAUGUGAUAUAUGCACUCUAUGCUACGUGGACAUGUGUCAGUGUGUGUGUGUAUGUGUGCGCGUACUCUUCUCUACCGCAUGUGUUCCCUGCCUCUGGCUUGGCGCUGAGCCCUGCCUCACGAUCGGCUCUUUGGGCCCCUGCGAUGUCAUGGCGCGCUCAGCGCUGGAAUGAGAAAGCCGCUGUGUGCUCCCCUGCUCGUGAGUGUUCCUGUCGGACGUCUCUUUCCUUUGUGGAUGAAGCUUGUCUCUUGUUUUUUCCCGUUUCUCCGGAAGCCUGUCCACCUUGGUUUUUAAGCAUCGUCUUACAAAAUGGUAGGGAACUGAAUCGCUUUCACCCUUCGUGUUUUCUUCAGAAAGGCGUCGGUUGCUUGAUUGUAUCGUACAGCAGCUCUUCAACACAAAGAUCGAUGUUUUCCUCCCCCGGUGACCUCUACCUUCUUCCAUCAUUUCUCCCAGUAGCACGCUUCAUCUUGACUCACGAUCUUUAUCAGUAGCCUCAGUUAAUAUGCAGUAAAAUCACAGGCCUCUUUAUCUACAGCAUCGAUAGUUCCUCCAUCUGACGCUUCAAACUUUGUGUGUGCUCCCUCUUUAUGUGUUUGCAACGGCUGUAGCGCCUCACCGUCGCUCAUUCAUUUGCAACAAAGUGAAUGAAGUGGAAACAACGUGGAGGAUACGGUGAUUUUGGAGGAUUUGUGGUGAUGGUGAAAUAGCACGAUGCUACUACAGUACGACGCGUGAUUGUGAUGGGAACUGUGCAGCGCGGACAGACAGGUAGCACUGUGAUUGUCUUAUUAACACUGACCCCAGACUCGUGAACUGUGAAGACACACCAACAAAAGCACACCCACACAUGCAUACACACAAAUAAUCAAAAACGCAUUACAUGAUUCAAUAGUUAUUGCCUGGUCGGAGUGUCAGAUUUUGGAGUUUGCCACAGCAAUAAUACAACAACACAGAAGAUGGACGCCAGGAUUCUGCAUCUCUACACGAAGGAUCGGAACGUGACCGGUGUAAACGACUGAGCUGCUCGGUGAAGAAAGAAGCCGCCUGGACGAACUGCAAUCGCGUUUGGCAUUGGGCAGCCGUGCUGUGUCUGACUGCUUCCGUCGAGCUUGAUGUGAACGAGUCGGCGAGGACGCAAGAUCAGAAGAGCUGUAGCAGUGCGGGUCUGUGGAGGCCUGAGAGGAUCUGUUUGUUUUUCAGCACCUAACGUAGCAAAAUAUAAACCAGGAUAUGUUAGUUUAAUAUCAAGGAGUCUGCUGCUGCCGUGAGGUGGACACCGCCGAGCUCCAUUUUCUUUUUGAGUAUUUCAAGUACUUUUUAGUGUUUCACUAUUUUCAUACACACGUCACUCUAAACCACCCAUCACUCUCCUCAUCUCCAAAACACUUCCUUUAUGCAGAAGCCUGCCUGCAGCACUAUGGAGGGGUCGUAUCGUGGUAGCACACAUUUCCUGGAAACACAAUAUUUAAGUACUGUAAAUGCUACUGUAGCCUGAAUGAGUGAGACACU
Molecule: messenger RNA, 8488 nt
Organism: Epinephelus lanceolatus (giant grouper)
Lineage: Eukaryota; Metazoa; Chordata; Actinopteri; Perciformes; Serranidae
Gene: ank1b
Product: ankyrin 1, erythrocytic b
Biological process (GO): signal transduction
Molecular function (GO): protein binding
Source: RefSeq, a predicted model, not a curated record